AUGACCACCACCAUGCACCUCUGGCCUGUCUGGUUCUGGUCGGCCCAGUUCGGCGGCGGGAGCCAGCGGGCCUACGAGGUGCGCCGGUGCCUGCUGCGCGACCACUCCAAUACGCUGCAGGUGCAGCUCGACUCGAAGUGCACCCGGCGUCUGCGAGGAGGAGCCGAGCUGACGAUGAAGCUGCACGAGUGGCUGCUGCUGUUGCUGGCCUACGUGCUGUUCCUGCUGGUCGGCGCGGCGUCGUUCUACUUCCUGGAGAGAGAGCAGGAGAAGGACCAGGUGCAGCGCGUGCUUCAGCUCAGGAAGGACAUCCAGGAGGAGCUGAUAGAGGGGGAGAACCGAAGCACGAUGACCCGUCGGGCGGAGCUGCUCGACAGGAUAUCUGGAGAGUGCCGCGUGGACAUCACGAACACCAGCCGACCGCCGGCCACCGUCUGGACCGAGUACAACAGCUUCUUCUUCUGCUUCACCGUCGUCACCACCAUAGGGUACGGCCACAUAGCACCAUCGACUAUGCUUGGACGGAUCGCGUGCAUUUUCUACGCUCUUAUUGGGAUUCCGCUCAAUGGAAUUCUACUAAAGAACAUCUCCGAUCUCUUCAGUAAUAAGGUAAUCCGGGCGCACCAGCGGAUUAAGGAGCGUCGGUACCAGACCAAGCUGGAGGUGUUUGUCGACACGCUAUUCUACCUGUCGCCGGCUGUGCUGCUGUUCUUCCUCGUUCCGGCCGGUAUUUUCAUCAUGCUGGAGGAAUGGAACUUCUUCCAGGCCAUCUACUACACGUUCAUCACUCUCACCACCAUCGGAUUCGGCGAUCUCGUAGCAGGCAAGGUCAAUGACGCGGAAGACGCGUCGGCCUGGAUCUGGAUCUACAAGAUCGGACUGGUGGUGUGGAUCAUCUUCGGCCUCGGCUACCUGCUGAUGAUCCUCGAUUUCAUUUCACGAGCGCUGUACUCGAAGAAAAUCCUGCUGCGUUCCAGGAGACUGAUGACUCUUGAGAAGAAGGUCAUCCGGGGCAUCACGAAAACCAAGGAGAAGUUCCAGCGGAACAUAUCGAAGGAAGUCCUGCAGAUUAAAAAUAUUCUCAACGAGCUGGCAUUCAACAGGAGAGAGGUCGCUAAACCGCCUGCCGCUGUGCGCAGUCUGGUCCGCACGCAGAGCUUUCCGAAUCUGGUGUCGGUGGGCGGCGGCGGCGGCGGCGGCGGCGGCGGCGAUGACGCCGCGCAGCUGCUGUCGGUCGACUCGGCGCUCGAGGUGCUGCUGCAAGCCACCGUCACGCUCGAGUGGGACACGGACAGCACGGACAGCAGGGCUCGGCGCUAG
Pollicipes pollicipes is the source of this 1320-nucleotide messenger RNA. Its product is annotated as open rectifier potassium channel protein 1. The transcript has 13 exons. NCBI's taxonomy places the organism in Eukaryota, Metazoa, Arthropoda, Thecostraca, Pollicipedomorpha, Pollicipedidae. Gene Ontology annotation, molecular function: potassium ion leak channel activity; outward rectifier potassium channel activity. Gene Ontology annotation, cellular component: plasma membrane. Bases 1 to 1320 code for a protein of 439 amino acids. The record is from RefSeq and is a predicted model, not a curated record. Gene Ontology annotation, biological process: potassium ion transmembrane transport; stabilization of membrane potential.